AUGUCCGAGGUGGAGCAGUCGCCGGCAGUGGCGACGAGAGGCGAGGCGGAGGAGGGCAGGGAUUUGACUGCGGGCGUGCCGGCUGAGGACGAGGAGGGCGGUGUUGACAGCGCCAGCCAGCUGCUCGAGAGCGAUCUAGGGGGCAGCCUCUCAGACGGGCUGUCAGCAGUCGGCGCAAUGGAUGCUCCUGGCGGCGCGCACAAUCCGGCGGCCGUUUCGCUGGCCGACGCCAGAUUCGACACGGGCCGCAGGAUGGUUCCCGAGUCCACUAUGGGCGGCGAGACUACUUGCAUCGUGUGCUUCACCAACCCGAAGACCCAUCUCGCUGUUCCAUGUAGCCAUCAGUGCGCCUGCCGCGCGUGCUCCGCGAGGAUGGAGCGGUGCCCCUACUGUCGUGCGCAAGUGGAGCGAUGGCUCGAGGUGCGCAUGGUGUAA
Messenger RNA from Emiliania huxleyi CCMP1516, 435 nucleotides. RefSeq lists its product as hypothetical. The record is from RefSeq and is a predicted model, not a curated record. The coding region runs from base 1 to 435 and encodes 144 amino acids. The transcript has a single exon. Lineage: Eukaryota; Haptophyta; Isochrysidales; Noelaerhabdaceae.